Molecule: messenger RNA, 1599 nt
Organism: Vicia faba (fava bean)
Lineage: Eukaryota; Viridiplantae; Streptophyta; Magnoliopsida; Fabales; Fabaceae
Source: the annotation of a GenBank genome assembly
AUGGAUUUCGUUUUUGAUUCUCUAGCUAAUGCCAUUGUAUUGGCAUUCUUUUCUAUAUUCAUCCUUUACUAUUUGUUCCUAAAUAAAUCUUCCAAAUUAGUUUCUCAUAGUAAAGAGGCUCCUAUUGUUCAAGGUGCAUGGCCAAUACUUGGCCACCUCCCACUAUUAAAGGCUUCACAAGGACCCCAUAGAGUCUUAGGUGCAUUGGCUGACAAAUAUGGACCCUUAAUCAACAUCAAGCUAGGUUCUAAACGUGUUUUAGUAAUUAGCAAUUGGGAAAUGGCUAAGGAAUGUUUCACCAAGAUGGACUCGAUAGUUUCAAAUCGCCCUAAACUUGAAUCAACUCAACAUCUAGGUUACAAUGGAGCCAUGUUUUCGCUUUCACCCUAUAAUUCUUAUUGGCGUCAAAUAAGAAAGCUUGCAAACUCAGAGAUCCUCAACCAUCACCGCGUUGAGCAACUACAACCUUUUCGGGUCAAGGUAGUUAGGGCUUCCAUAAAAGAGCUCUACAAUGUUUGGUAUAGUAAUGAGAGUAAGUCUUCAGAAUAUGUGUUGGUGGAGUUGAAGGAAUGGUUUACUCAAUUGAGUACAAACAUUGUUCUUCCGAGUUUGAUUGGGAAGAAACGAUAUUUUAAUACUACGAAUGGGAUUGACAAGGAAGAAGAACAAAAAUUUAUGAUAGCUAUGAAAGAAUUGUUACGUUUGUUAGGCGUGUUCACAGUAGGAGAUGCUAUUCCUUUUUUAAAGUGGUUUGAUAUUGGUGGCCAUGUGAAGGCCAUGAAAAAAGCUUCUAAAGAAUUGGACAACAUUUUAGGUGAAUUGUUGGAGAAGCGCCGUAGGAACAAGAGUUCGAAUGAUAAUGAGAUUGUUCGUGAUAAUCAAGAUUUCAUGGAUGUGAUGCUUUCAUUGCUUGAUGGAACAACAACAGAAGGAUUUGAAUCCGAUACCAUAAUCAAAGCCACUACAUUGGCACUGAUUGCGGGAGCAGUUGACACAACUAGUGUCACUGUUAUAUGGGCAAUAUGUUUGUUAGUAAAUAAUCCUCUUGCAUUGGAAAAGGUAAAAGAAGAACUUAACACUCAAGUUGGCAAAGAGAGAUGUGUAAAAGAGUCCGAUAUAGACAAAUUGAUCUACCUUCAAGCUAUAGUCAAAGAAGCACUAAGGUUAUACCCUGUUGCUCCUCUCUCAGGACCACGCGAAUUUUCAGAGAAUUGUAAUUUAAGUGGUUUUGAUGUCAAAAAAGGAACACGAUUAAUAAUUAAUCUUUGGAAGAUCCAUACUGAUCCUCAAGUUUGGUUAGAUCCGUUAAAAUUCAAACCUGAACGGUUUCUUACUACUCAUAAAAAUGUUGAUGUUAAGGGUCAUCAUUUUGAAUUAAUACCAUUCGGAUGUGGUAGAAGGAUUUGUCCUGGAAUGUCAUAUGCCCAUCAAAUGGUGCAUUUAACUUUAGCUAGUUUUUUGCAUUCCUUUGAAAUCUUAAAACCAUCAAAUGAGCCUAUUGAUAUGACCGAAUGUUUUGGAAUAACCAAUACCAAAGCAAAUCCGCUUGAGAUUCUCAUUAAACCAUGCUUGUCUUCAAAUUGUUAUGAAAUUAUGUGA